UGUGGUUUGGAGCUGCAGGUGUAUCCAGGUGUGCGUUCGUUCGGUCAGCGGAGGAUUUACCGGGAUUUUGUGGCGGUUUCAGCCCUUUAAAACAGGAUGAAGAUGUUGGCGGUGUUCCUGCUCUUCCUGAAAGUUUCCCAGCAUGCCCUGGCUGUGCUGUUGGAGGUGAAUGAGGGGGAAAGGUCUGUCCUGCUGUCCUGUAUAUACUUAGGUUUUAUACCUGAGGACCCCGCAGUGAUGUGGACUCGCGAAGAUCUGGAUCCCAAAUCUGUGCACCUACGAGGAGAAGGAGGAGAUGAUCUUAGAGGACAAAACCGGCAUUACAGCGGACGCACAUCAAUGAGUCCUUACGCUCUGAUCACCAAAGACUUCAGCCUCACUCUGAGGAACCCCAUAAUGACCGACAGCGGCAGCUACACCUGCUCCAUCAGUGCUGGAAGAGAAGAACGGAGACUGAGAGACAUCCAGCUGCAGGUCAAAGACCAGCAGGUGGAGGUGAAGGUGGAGGAAGGCUCAGAGUCUGUCAUCCUGCCCUGCAAAACAACACCUGACCUGCCUGAGGACACCAGGGUGGAGUGGACUCGCUCUGACCGAGGACUAAUGAUGGUCCAUGUGUAUUUAAACAGAAGUGACCACCUUAUGGCUCAGGAUGACUUUUACACAGACCGAACGAAGAUGAAUGAAGACCUGCUGAGAACUGGAGACCUCAGUCUGACCCUGAAACAGCCCACACAGAGAGACACAGGAGGAUACAUCUGCACCAUCUACAGGGACAAAGACAUCCUGAGACACAAAGUAGUGCUGCAGGUCAAAGAACCAUUUCCACCCCGGUCCAGAGCUCUCCUAGUUCUCCCCUUUCUUCUUCUGGUUUCUGGAGGUCUUUUAUUUUAUUUUCGGCACUAUUUUAUGUCAGGUUACAAGGUGGAGGUGGACUCAGGGGUGGAGUCUGUCCAGCUGCCCUGCAAAACCAUAGUUCACCUGCUGAAAGAUGCUAAAGUGGAGUGGAAGGACAGAGACAGCAGGAAGGUCCACAUGUAUCAGAGCAGCUCUGAUCAGCCUGGAGAACAGGACGACUUUUACAGAGACCAAACGAAGGUGAAGAGAAACCUGCUGAAAACUGGAGACCUCAGUCUGACCCUGAAACACCCCACAGACAGAGACACAAACACCUACACCUGCACCGCCUACAACAAGAGGGGAAACAUCCUGAUGAAGAAAGAAGUGCUGCUCACUGUCAGAGUCCCCCAAGUGGAGGUGGAUUCAGGGGUGGAGUCUGUCCAGCUGCCCUUCAAAACCACAGUUCACCUGCCUGAAGAUGCUAAAGUGGAGUGGACGGGCAGAGACAACAUGAAGGUCCAUGUGUAUCAGAGCGGCUCUGACCAGCCUGGAGAACAGGACCAGGAUUACAGAGACCGAACAGAGAUGAAUGAAGACCUUCUGAGAACUGGAGACCUCAGUCUGACCCUGAAACACCCCAUAAAUGAAGACAGAAACAUCUACAUCUGCACCGUCUACAACAGGGAGAGAAACAUCCUGAUGAGGAAACAAGUGCAGCUGAAAGUCAGAGUCCCCCAGGUGGAGGUGGAGUCAGGGGUGGAGUCUGUCCAGCUACCCUGCAGGACCACAGAAAACCUACCUGAAGAUGCUAAAGUGGAGUGGAUGGACAGCUACAUCUUUUACAAAUACAACAGGAAAGUCCACGUGUAUCAGAGCGGCUCUGACCAGCCUGAAGAACAGGACCAGGCUUACAGAGACCGAACGAAGAUGAAUGAAGACCUGCUGAGAACUGGAGACCUCAGUCUGACCCUGAAGUACCCCACAGAUGGAGACAACAACACCUACACCUGCACCGUCUACAACAGGGAGGGAAACAUCCUAAUGAGGAAACAAGUGGAGCUGAAGGUCAAAGUCUGUCAGGUGGAGGUGGAGGAGGGGGCGGAGUCUGUCCAGCUGCCCUUCAAAACCACAGAAAACCUGCCUCAAGCUACUAAAGUGGUGUGCUGGCAUAAUUCAUAUAGGACAGUCUACAUUUAUCAGUACGGCGCUGACCAGCCUGAUGAACAGGACCAGUUUUACAGAGACCGAACAAAGAUGAAUAAAGACAAUAAAGACCUGCUGAAAACUGGAGACCUCAGCUGGACCCUGAAACAGCCCACAGAGAGAGACAGUGGAGAAUACAGAUGUGGAGUCUGGAUUCAUGGAUACAUCAUCAGACAAAAAACAGUGCUGCUCAAAGUCAAAGGCAGAGCUCAGGUCCAGGAUCAAACAGGGAUCAUCAGGAACAGAAGCAGCUCCAUUGAUCCGACUCCUCUGAUGGCUGAUCAAUCAGACCUGUGAUCACUUUAACUCACUAUAAUGGAUUGUUGUCAUUUGUCUUUGUGUCUCUGGCUGUUCUUGUGUGUCUGUGUGUCUUUGGGAUAUUGGAUAGAGUCAUGUGACCUCCCAGGGACUACAGAUGGAAAUGAGCAGUUUAGCUCCAAUCUGGCAGCUUUCCAUCUUCUACGUUUGUACUGAUGUCCAUGAACAUGCACUGUCCCUGUGAUAUUAAUGCAGAUAAA
Molecule: messenger RNA, 2558 nt
Organism: Archocentrus centrarchus (flier cichlid)
Lineage: Eukaryota; Metazoa; Chordata; Actinopteri; Cichliformes; Cichlidae
Exons: 9
Coding region: 97-2337 (746 amino acids)
Biological process (GO): negative regulation of T cell proliferation; cell surface receptor signaling pathway; positive regulation of T cell proliferation
Cellular component (GO): external side of plasma membrane
Source: RefSeq, a predicted model, not a curated record